AUUAUGGGUCUUGUAGUCUAGCACCAGCCCUAAUACAACGCAUGCAUAUGUGAAUGGAACUACAUUAUCCACCAAACAGGAACGACAAAAUCACUUCGUCUGGAUGAGCUCACAAACCGAGUUCCCAAUCUGAGGAAUGACAUCCGAACAAGAGGAAAUCAUGGAGUUAUACGUUAAAUCAUGGGGAAUAAAUUUAUAAGAUUGAAUCUGAACUUUAAUAUUAAGAAUAGUGCAUCUAAUAAACUGCAUGCACUUCUUCAGAUUGAUGAGCAACUUCAUGGUUGAGAAUGAGGAACUAACGGACUCGGUCCGUUAUCGCCUGUAUUAGACUGUGCCGGAUGAUGGCAAACAUGUCCGGGGAGGAGGACGGGUGUCCCGAGGCGCAGCUGGUCACGGAGGCCGGGCCCAACUGGCUCCGCGCGGAGAUCGAGCGCCUGACGCGGGAGCUGAGCGAGACGAGCCGGGAGAAGAUCCAGGCGGCGGAGUACGGGCUCGUGGUGCUGGAGGAGAACCAGCAGCUGAAACAACGCUUUGAUGAUCUGGAGAACGCACAUGAGACCGCCAGACAAGAACUGGAUCAGCUCAGAGAGGCAUAUGGCCAGGUUCACUCCACCCGUAGAAAGGUGGCUGCAGACGGGGAAAGUAGGGAGGAGUCCCUCAUCCUCGAGUCGGCAUCUAAAGAGGCGUACUAUGAGCAGAGAGUGCAAGAACUGCAGGCUGACCUACGACAAACCAAAAACACUCUCACCAGCACCCAGGCGGAGAACGAAUGUCUGGGCACCCUCGCACUCGAGCUGAGAGAGAAUAAUGAAAUUGUGGAGCUGCAGCGCAGUCGUCUGCGUGAUGACAUUCGAGAGUACAAGAUCCGAGAGUCUCGUCUGCUGCAGGACUACACUGAACUGGAGGAGGAGAACAUCAGCCUUCAGAAACAAGUCUCCACCCUUAAACAGGGUCAGGUGGAGUUUGAGGGACUUAAGCAUGAGAAUCGACGCUUGGAAGAGGAAGUGCAGUACUUGAACAGCCAGCUAGAGGAUGCUGUUCGGUUACGAGAAAUAGCUGAGCGUCAGCUAACGGAGGCUCUAGAAACCGUAAAGACUGAGCGGGAGCAGAAAGCAGCUCUUCGAAAAGAAUUGACACAUCACAUGACCCUGGGAGACUCGCUCCUUGCCAGCUCAUUGGAUGGGCUCAAACUGAGUGCAGAUGAACCAAAUAACGACGAAGCCAUUCUGAUGUUUGAAAACGGAUUUGCUAAAGUCAGCGAUGCUAAUGAUGAAGAUAACAGAUUGUCUUCACCCAAAAGAGAUGGAAACUUCCGUCCCGCACCAAGUCUGGUGGAUGACUUGUUGACAGAGCUGAACAUCUCAGAAAUCCAGAAACUCAAGCAACAGCUCUUACAGGUGGAGCGGGAGAAGGUAGCUCUUCUCACCACUUUACAGGACUCUCAGAAGCAGCUAGAGCAUGCUCGAGGAACAUUAGCCGAACAGCAGGAAGCAAUGAUGAGACUUAGCGAUGAUUUGGGCGUAAUGAGGAGACUACAGGCAGGCAAGGAGCGGCAGUCGGCCCUGGACAGUGAGCGAGAGCGGGACAGUCGAGAGGACAAUGAUGUGGACUAUUAUGAGCUGGAUAUCAAUGGGCCAGAGAUUCUUCGCUGCAAGUAUGAGGUAGCCAUAGCAGAGGCAGGUGAACUGCGAGAGGAGCUUAAGACACUAAAAUCAGAGCAUGAUGAGAUGAAGGCCGAGUAUGAAGAGGUACGGGCACGACUGGAGGGACAGGUGCGUGACCUCAGCAUUCAAGUGUCUCAGCUGGAGAGCAGCAGUCGCACAGACAGAGAUCAAGUCACUCGGUUGGAAAAGGAGCUAAAGGAAGUGAGUGCAGUUGCGGGCGAGACAGAAGGCAGUCUCAGCGUUGCCCAGGAUGAGCUUGUUGCCUUUAGUGAAGAGCUUGCAAACCUCUACCACCAUGUCUGCAUGUGCAACAAUGAAACCCCGAAUCGUGUCAUGCUUGAUUUUUACAAAGAGGGUAAAGGAAUCAAGACCGAUGGUAAAGAUUGUCAGUCUACGUUGACCCAAACCAGUGGCAGCACAGCCGAGGCACCCAGGUCAACCUCCACCGCUGCUGACAGCUCUACUUCUGGGACACCAGUCAGAGAAGAUCCACGUCCUGAACCAAUGGACAUCUACAACCUAGUAGCAAUAAUUCGGGAUCAGAUACGCCACUUGCAGAAGGCGGUGGACCGUACCACAGAACUAUCCAGGCAAAGAAUUGCUUCUCUAGAGUUGGCCGCCGUGGCGGAUAAAGACCAAGCUGCUUGCAUGGAGGAGAUUUUGAAGCUCAAGUCCCUGCUGAGCACUAAGCGAGAACAGAUUGCCACGCUAAGGACUGUGCUCAAGGCCAACAAGCAGACAGCUGAGGUUGCCCUGGCAAACUUAAAGAGCAAAUAUGAGAAUGAAAAGGUCAUGGUCACCGAAACUAUGAUGAAGUUGAGGAACGAGCUGAAGGCUCUUAAAGAAGAUGCUGCCACUUUCUCCUCUCUCAGGGCAAUGUUUGCCACCAGGUGUGAUGAGUAUGUAACUCAAUUGGACGACAUGCAGAGGCAGCUGGCUGCAGCAGAAGAUGAGAAGAAGACUCUGAACUCCCUCCUGCGUAUGGCCAUCCAGCAGAAACUGGCCCUCACUCAGCGACUGGAGGAUCUGGAGUUUGACCAUGAGCAAUCCCGAAGAGGAUCCGGUGCUGGGCCUGGAGGCCGUGGGAAGACUUCAUCUAGCCGUGGCAGAGGACCCUUGUCGUUUUCCAGCCCCCAUGUAAGUCCUAGACUUCCCUGUAAGAACCGACCACAACCACACGGCCUCAUUGGAAGUCCUGCGGUUUUCUGCAGUGAGAAGUAUAAAAUUCUGUGUGACACUGGAUCCGAUUAACACGUGUGUAAUUGUCACUCAUCAGCAUCCUCAUGCUAACUAACAAUCCUUUUACUGUAUGUGUGCUUGGGACAAAACAAUGCUAGCAUGUCACUGUUUGUGCUAACAGUUGAUGGCUUCAUUAAUACUUGUCUAAAGGUCGGGGCCUAGUCCUUCUCCUGUAGAUCUACCUGGAGAGAUUGGAUGGGUUGGUAAUGGUACCUACUAGGGUUAUCACAAUCACUACAUUUUUUUAUUUAUUUUUUGUAAUAGGCAGACUCCAAUAUUUGGGUACCGAAGUGAAUCUCUUUAGUUUCGACAUUCGGCACUCGUGACAUUUGUACUACCUGCUGUUUUUUUGCUUUUUAAAGAAAGCAGUCUGGCGCCGACAUAUAGUGAUGUUGCGCUCCGGGCGUCCCGAGUUCGAGUUCCAGCUCGCAGGCCUUUCCCGAUCCCAUCCCCUCUUUCCCG
Sinocyclocheilus grahami is the source of this 3365-nucleotide messenger RNA. RefSeq names its product protein bicaudal D homolog 2-like. Gene Ontology annotation, molecular function: dynein complex binding; dynactin binding; cytoskeletal adaptor activity. The coding region runs from base 339 to 2915 and encodes 858 amino acids. Gene Ontology annotation, biological process: regulation of microtubule cytoskeleton organization; protein localization to organelle; microtubule anchoring at microtubule organizing center. The record is from RefSeq and is a predicted model, not a curated record. NCBI's taxonomy places the organism in Eukaryota, Metazoa, Chordata, Actinopteri, Cypriniformes, Cyprinidae. The transcript is spliced from 8 exons. Gene Ontology annotation, cellular component: cytosol; Golgi apparatus.